AUGGAGAAAAGAUAUCAGCAAUUGUUUAAAGGUAAAAGAAUUGAUUUUCCUUUAGCAACAGGAGCUGCUUCACAUGUAUCUUUAACAUAUGAUGAGAAGAAGAAUCCAUACUUAUUAUGUUGGACAUAUAUAUAUCAAGAGAAACCAGAAUUUACUGUACCUUUGAAAGGUUGUCGUAUAAUUAAUAAUAUAACAGAAAUUGGUCCAUGUAUUCAUAUAAUUACAUCUAAUGAAGAGUAUCAAUUUCAAUGUAGAAGUAAAGAGGAGUUUGAUGAAAUGAGUCAAUUUUUUAAUAUGUUAGGUUAUCCAAUAUUAGGAUUUAAGAAUGUAUAUGUAUUAAAUAAGAAAAUAGGUAAAGGUAGUUUUUCUACUGCAUAUAUAGGUACCAAUAUAUUAUAUGGAAAUCGUGUGGUUGUAAAAGAAGUUGAUAAAUCAAAAGUGAAAGAAUCAAAUGUAUAUACUGAAAUAGAAGUUCUAAGGAAAGUCAUGCAUAAAUAUAUUAUUAAAUUAAUAUCUGCAUAUGAACAAGAAGGAUUUGUAUAUUUAGUCUUAGAAUAUUUAAAGGGUGGUGAAUUAUUUGAAUAUUUAAAUAAUAAUGGUCCAUAUACUGAACAGGUAGCUAAAAAAGCUAUGAAAAGAGUUUUGAUCGCAUUAGAAGCAUUACAUUCUAAUGGUGUAGUACAUCGUGAUUUAAAAAUGGAAAAUUUGAUGUUAGAAAAUCCGAAUGAUCCAAGCUCAUUAAAAAUAAUAGAUUUUGGUUUAGCAUCUUUUCUAAACAGUCCAUCAAUGAAUAUGAGAUGUGGAUCUCCUGGUUAUGUAGCACCAGAAAUAUUAAAAUAUGCAUCCUAUGGUACAAAAGUUGAUAUAUUUAGUUUAGGUGUAAUUUUAUUUAAUAUAUUAUGUGGGUACCCACCUUUCCGAGGUAAUAAUGUAAAAGAAAUUUUUAAAAAGAACAUGAGAUGUCAUAUAAGUUUUAAUACAAAACACUGGAUAAAUAAAUCUGAAAGUGUAAAAGAAAUUAUAUUAUGGAUGUGUUGUAAAAAUCCUGAUGACAGAUGUACAGCUUUACAAGCCUUAGGCCAUCAAUGGUUCUUACCCAAACUUACAGAUAUGCAUAUGACAUCUAAUAUAAAUGAAUUAAAAAGAAACGAAGCUAUUGUACAUAAAUCAAAUGAUCAGCAAGAUAUGUGUAAGAAAUGUAAACAUUUUAAUAAUACACAAAAUGAUGAUAUAUAUAAUAAUAAUCAAUUAGAUCCUAAUAAAAACCAUAAGAAUAAUUAUAAUGAUUAUAAAAAUUAUUUCGAUACCAUGUUAAAAAUUGAUGAUAAAUAUUCUGAAAAUUUUAUUAAAGAUAAAACAAGUAUGGAUUCCAUUUCUUUAAAUAAAAAAGAUUAUGAUGCUUAUCUAGUACAUUCUAAUGAACAUGAUACUGUAGUAUUACAUGGAAAAUGUCAAACAACGAAAAAUUCAUCUUCAUUAUUAUCUUAUAAGUGUUCUAGAAGAUCUCCCCCACAGAAUUAG
Messenger RNA from Plasmodium reichenowi, 1521 nucleotides. Its product is annotated as protein kinase 2. The coding region runs from base 1 to 1521 and encodes 506 amino acids. The record is from RefSeq and is a predicted model, not a curated record. Gene Ontology annotation, biological process: protein phosphorylation. Lineage: Eukaryota; Apicomplexa; Aconoidasida; Haemosporida; Plasmodiidae. The transcript has a single exon. Gene Ontology annotation, molecular function: protein kinase activity; ATP binding.